Diatraea saccharalis (sugarcane borer) is the source of this 1479-nucleotide messenger RNA. Lineage: Eukaryota; Metazoa; Arthropoda; Insecta; Lepidoptera; Crambidae. The record is from the annotation of a GenBank genome assembly.
AUGGCUACUAAGGGAGUGUCCCCCCCGUGCGUCUCCACGAGCGAGAGAAUCGCGACGAGUUCUCACUUCUAUCGUCGGGUCAUCUCCAUGAUCGAGCAAGUAUUCCUACAACGUGUCGUCACGACUUGUGACGAAAUCGCAGCGUGUCCUCAACGACUUGUCGGAAUCGCCGCAUUUCUGAUGAUCCUUGAUAGUUCUUUUCGUGCUCGCGGUGGGCGCACUUCCAACGGUGACGACACGGCGCCGUUACGCAUGUACAAAGCCACUCGUGUGAGUCGUCGUAUCGCCGCGAUAACAUCGCCGUGUGGAGACGCGGUCAGAGAUCAUAACCUAAACAACACUGUGACUAAUUACUUCCACAUUUGUGAAGAUUUUAUACGCAUUACUUAUCGCAUACUCUUCACAAAAGGUCGCGCAUGUACUAAGGUUGAUUUUAAUAUGGGUAACAAAUCGUCAUUAUUGCUUCGAGAAGAAGAAAUAGCUCAAAUUCAAGAAGAAACUGGAUUUACACCAAAUCAAAUUGAAAGACUCUAUUCCCGCUUCACGUCCCUUGAUAAAAAUGAUUGUGGAACACUAUCUCGAGAAGACUUUCUAAGAAUUCCAGAGCUUGCUAUUAAUCCAUUAAGCGAAAGAAUUGUGCAUAGUUUCUUUGCUGAGAGUCAUGAUGACAGAGUGAAUUUUUUACAAUUCAUGAGGGUUCUGGCACAUUUCAGACCUAUUAGAAAAAAUAGAGAAAACAAAUUGAACAGUAGAGAAGAAAAACUCAGAUUUGCCUUCUCUAUGUAUGACCUAGACAAUGAUGGCAAGAUAUCAAGAGAUGAGUUACUAGCUAUUCUACACAUGAUGGUUGGAGCAAACAUCAGCGAAGAACAGCUCACUAGCAUUGCAGAGCGCACCAUAUUAGAAGCCGACACAAACAACGAUCAAAUGAUCUGCUUUGAAGAGUUCUGCCGUGCGUUGGAGAGGACUGAUGUAGAACAGAAGAUGUCUAUCCGAUUUCUCAAUUGACCACCACAUUCCUGAACCGCAUACAUCAAGUAUAUACUGACCAUAGUUCUUAUAGUAAUAAUCUAUGGGCUGCUAACUAAAAAAUGAGUUGAUUACUCUCCUAUGGACUAAAGCUUGAUAUUAUUUGUUGUAUAUAUUUUGUAGUGAAUACUUAGUUUGAGAUAUGGGUGUAUAAUUUAUUACAAUUAUUUUUAUUGCUUUAGUUAUUAUUUAUUUUACUUGGGGCUUUGUAAUAUAUUGUACAAGUAAAAGUUUGAAAUUAUUUAACUAGUACCAAACAUCAAUUAUAAAUAAAUGGAGACAUUCUGUUAUAGAGCAGAUGUCAUUGCAUACAUUUUGCAAUAGUUAUGACAUAAACACACGCCAACUUUUAUUAAAACAACCACUGGUGGUGAUGUAAUGGUGUUCUCUGAACAAUUCAAUUUAGAUAAGUUACAGUUGGCAUAGUAACAUCCACCAGUUUCACUGUCA